CCCUUCUGCGUUCGUUGCUGUUGGAGUCUGAUUGCUUUGUGUGAGGUAGGGUUUUGAACGAGUCGCUAAAGCCUUCUACGCCUCCUUCGACGACGUUCCUUCCCGUCGAAGCGGAAGUCGCGGAAGUUCGCCGUUCUUCUUCUCGGAUCGGACGCAGCCACGGGAGCUCGCUCGCUGUGAGGAUUUAGCAUAAAUCCUGUUGCCAAACAGCCCCUAAAGUCUCGUUUGCAUAAAUCCUUUAUCUAAACAGCCCCCAAAUCUUUCCUCUUUUCGCUGUAAUCGGAACUUCUCAAGAAGCUUGGCUAUCAGGCUGAGCUCACUAAAGAAUGGACUCAAAUGGGAUCAAUGAGGAUUCAUCGAGACAAGUUCGUGUCCGCUUUGUGACGAAGCUACGUCCGCCCUUUAAAGUUCCAACGACUUCCAUUGCAGUUCCCGCUAAUCUCAGUCGAAUGGGACUCUCAGAGAUAGUGAACCUUCUUCUCAAGAACAGUACUGCACGUGCCUUCAGUAAUACAGAGUUUCAAACUACACCUUUUGACUUUCUAAUUGAUGGGGAACUUAUUCGAAUGCCGCUAGAGCAAUUUCUGCUUGCAAAGGGUAUUUCUGCCGAAAAAAUAAUUGAAAUAGAAUAUAUAAAUGCUGUAGCUCCUCAAAAGCAGAGAGAUCCAUCUUUGCAUGAUGAUUGGGUCAGCACAGUUGAUGGAACUAAUCCACGAUUUGUUUUGACUGGUUGCUAUGAUAAUCUCGCUAGGAUAUGGAAAGAUGGAUCAAUUUGCACACACGUCUUGCAAGGGCAUAAUGGUGCAGUUACAUCUGUCAAUAUAAUCAAUCAUAAAGCAACUUCUAGCACUAGCAGUAAUGACAUAUGUAUAGCCACUGGUUCAAAAGACAAGACGCUGAGGCUCUGGAUGUUUGAUGCAGUGGAAUCUGGUAAUAAUCCAGUUAGGAUCGGAGCAUUUAAAAUUCUCAAGGGACAUACAUCAUCAGUGCAGAGCAUCUCAGCAAAACCUUCUGGAGACAUGGUAUGUUCAGGGUCCUGGGACUGUUCGAUAAAGUUGUGGAAAGUAGCGUCUGAAGGAGAUGGCGACUCUGUGUCAGUGAAGAAAAGAAGGCUUGUAGAUGAUGUUGAUGAGCCACAGUUGGAGGAGGAUGCUACAGCAGAACUCGUGGGUCAUACACAGUGUGUAUCAUCUGUUGUCUGGCCAGAAUCACAAACCAUAUAUUCAGCUUCAUGGGACCAUUCUAUCAGAACCUGGGAUGUUCAAACAGGGAAAGCAACUUUGAAUAUGGUUUGUGGGAAAGCACUCAAUUGUCUUGAUGUUGGAGGUGAAGGGUCUGCACUUCUUGUUGCUGGGGGCUCUGAUCCUGUCUUGAGAGUCUGGGACCCACGCAAACCUGGUAGCACGGCUCCUAUUUUUCAAUUUUCUUCUCAUUCAUCUUGGAUUAGUACUUGCAAGUGGCACCCGAGAUCAAUAUUUCACUUGCUUUCAGCAUCUUAUGAUGGGAAUGUGAUGUUAUGGGAUUUGAGAACUGCGUGGCCUUUGGCGAAAAUAGAUAUGCACAAGGACAAGGUACUAUGUGCAGAUUGGUGGAAAGAUGAUAGUAUUGCUAGUGGGGGAGCUGAUUCAAAACUAUUUAUUUCUUCAGGGAUAUCAAUAAGUUGAAGCUCUUCAACGGCUAUCAUCUCAAGAAAGUUAGAGAGAUCAAUUGCAUUAAGUUGGAGAUUGAAUUUAGAGGCUAUUUUCUCUCUACACAUGAGAAUCUAAAGCAUCAACAAGGCACUGCUGACAUAUUGCCAUGAAGCAGUAAGUGAAGAGCUUCAUUUUUGCUCAUAUUAUAUGUAUCCUUUUAAAGGAAUUUUUAGAUUAGUUUAAAAUUGAUGUAUUUUAUUGAUGAUCUGAAGGUUCAUAUAUCCUUAAAACAAACAAAGAGAACUAACUAGUUCAAUUAUUUUCCUUCAGGAAUCCACUGAAAACUCUGCUCUGUUUUUUAUUA
This is a messenger RNA of Dendrobium catenatum, 1995 nucleotides long. RefSeq names its product ribosome biogenesis protein WDR12 homolog. Gene Ontology annotation, biological process: ribosome biogenesis. Gene Ontology annotation, cellular component: preribosome, large subunit precursor. NCBI's taxonomy places the organism in Eukaryota, Viridiplantae, Streptophyta, Magnoliopsida, Asparagales, Orchidaceae. The transcript is spliced from 16 exons. The record is from RefSeq and is a predicted model, not a curated record. Gene Ontology annotation, molecular function: protein binding. The coding region runs from base 327 to 1664 and encodes 445 amino acids.